Molecule: messenger RNA, 7320 nt
Organism: Pristis pectinata (smalltooth sawfish)
Lineage: Eukaryota; Metazoa; Chordata; Chondrichthyes; Rhinopristiformes; Pristidae
Gene: elmod3
Product: ELMO/CED-12 domain containing 3
Exons: 13
Coding region: 520-1767 (415 amino acids)
Source: RefSeq, a predicted model, not a curated record
UUUGAGAGAGGCAUACAAGGAUAGUGUUUCCUCACAAAAAAGCAACACAUAUUUCCCUUUGUGCAGCACACAUCAAAUUAAAUGACUGCAUUUUGUAAUAAAUUCAUUGUCAGCUUCCUGUGCUGUAUAUGAGUUGGCUACGGCUUAUCGUCACUGCACAUACAACAGGAACUCCAGCUGCACCUUCCUUAACUGUACAACCACUGAACAGGGGGACAGGAAUUAAUACAGAGGACGACAUAAUAUAUAAGGAUCAGACUGCUUACUUGUGAGAGACUCGAGACCAUUGGCUCUAAAGAUGUGUAAGUUAAUUUAUACACAAAUCCAGACAUCAGUUGUUGAAGAGCUCUGGUUUUGUUCUGUGCUGGUAAACUACCACCCUGAAUCCAAGGCACUUUGUUGAGAAGAGUUAAGAGUUUCCUAUUUUCAGCCUGUGCAUAGGGAGCAUAUGGUUUGAAAACCUACUCGGCAUCCCUGAGCAGAAGCAACACCCAUUGCCAUAGGAACCUGCAGAAAACAAUGGACGGGGACCAGCUUUGUAGAACUGAGACGAAGGAGAAGGUGUUGAAUUUUCCUGGCAUUGGGAAUUGUGCUCCAGGCACACUCCAAGAACAGCAUGGUUACAAAAAUGGUUUGCUGGGUUUGUGUCUACGCCCACAGGUCACUGAUGAUGCAUGCAAUGGGAAAGCAGUGCUGAAAUCUAUACCUAUAUCUACAUUGAAACACAAUGGCCUUCUACAGUCUCUUACAGCUGGUGGGGAUGAGCAGAAACAUGAAGAGGUGACUUUGGAGGUGUUGCAGGCAGAGGCAGAAUGGGAAGCUUUGGAAACAGCACAAAGAGAAUUGCCAUUGGAGGAACGGGAAGGUCCAAAUGACAUCACAGGAUGCACUCUACUCAUCUCCUUUAAUGAAGCACUUCAGCAUUUUCAAACAGCGGAUCUCUAUGAGUACAGGAAGAACAUACAGCCAACUGUACGUAGGACAGGGCUUUCUGCCAUCACCCAUUUUCUCUUUGGCCCUCCACGUUUGCACAAGGAGUUGCAGGAAGAGCGGGAUCUGGUAUUUGCGAUUGGCCAGUGCUCCCUGGACAACAAUCAGAAAGUUCACAUUCGGGUUUUGCAGACAAUUUACAAAAAACUGACAGGGGCAAAAUUUGACUGUGCACGAUAUGGCUCACACUGGGAACAAUUGGGAUUUCAAGGUACAGAUCCAGGGACUGACCUGCGUGGGACAGGAUUCCUUGGCCUGAUGCAUACAUUAUAUAUGGUGAUGGACCUGCAGACUCUUCCUUUGGCUCGUGAUAUCUACAAACUGUCACACCAUCCGACACAAAAUUUCCCUUUCUGUCUAAUGUCCAUUAAUAUCACCAGAAUCGCUAUCCAGGCUCUGAGGGAAGAAUGUCUAUCCAAAGAGUGUAAUCGAAGACAGCAAGUGAUUGGCGUCCUUAAUGAUUUCUACGUGGCAGCAUUCCUGCAUCUUUAUCAGAUUUGGAAAACACAGCACAAAACCAUCUCUGAUUCAGGAUUUGUUCUUAAAGAGGUUGAAACAUUUGCCAAAAAGAAUCCAAAGCAACUGCUGAAAAAGUUGGAAACGUACUUGAUGGAGCGUCAGAAUGGGAUGGUCCUGCCCACGGACAAGGUGUCCCUAACUAGCAACCAUGCUGGGAUGAGGCCAAAACCCACAUCUGCUGCCAACACCAAAGAGAUGAACUUUAUGGGCGUGUGUGAGCUGGAGCCAGAACCUGAGGGUGAGGUGCGGCUAAUCUGAAACUACGCGUAUGUGAUGGAAGUUGAGAAAGAUGAUCGACAUCACGUGGCAGGAAUGUGACAUCUGAAAGUUUCACUAUUAUGGCAUGCACUACUCAAGUACUGGACAUUAUUCUACGCUGGCAUUAACCAUACACAACAACAUCAGUGCAGUAGAACCUCAGCUUCCCCUAAUAACAGUGGCUUGCAAAUGUGUAAUUGUUGUAGGCUUGCUGUAUUAGCUCAUAUAUUCAGUGCUGCUCUAGCUUGAACACUCAAGUGCUGUUUCCAGAUAAUGCUAGCACAAAGAAGCUUUCUGCUACCUUUCAAAACUGUUCCUCCAUUGGAACAUUACCCUACUCAGGAGAGGAGAACAUAUUUGUUCCUUUUAACAGUGAUGCGGUCUGUGCUGGGCAUAGUUUGAACUCUACUUUUUAAGUGACACUAAUUAGCUUUAAUUCUGAAUUAGUGCUGUCAGUAACAAAACAGAGAAAGCUUAAAGAUGCAAUACCAUUGUAUCUGUAUUCUGGUUGGGCAAAAUGAUUUUGGUUCAUAUCAUUCAGUUGAAUGAGAGGAUUCUUAUUUCAAGGUGGCUCUCUCUUACCCUGAUUUUUUUUUUAAAAUCUUAACCACACAAGCUAGUUGAUUUAAGUAUCUGAUGUAAUGAAAAGACAUGUAAUACCUGACAGCCCUACAUGGUUCUACAGUUUCCUCACUCUGUAGUACUUGUUCAGACAAUAAGUCUUGGGCCAGGCACCAAAUAGAAGAUGGAUUCUGAAUGAGCUGAAAACUUGUUCAAACCCAUGAAAGUGUUAGAAUUUCAUGUAAAGUCCAAUUAAUAAUUGCAAGUGACAGGCUAGUUGCAUUUUAGAUAAUCCUGCAUAUGGUCCAAUCUUUGAGUAUUUUUUUCAACUUUAUAUUUUAUACCUUCACAUUUAUUUAAAAGCAAACUAUUCAGCUGUGCACAGUGUUGAUCCUUGUGUGGCUUUUAUCCAUUUGUUUUUUGGUAUAACAUUCCCCUCCUUCAACACUUGUGAGUACUAGAUCAGACAGAUAGAAAGUCCACCAUCCUGUGUAAUUGUUGAUCAGUUUAUGGUACCGGUAAUGUUGGAACUUCCAAGAAAUUUCUUGUUAGCUUCGUUUUUAUUGUGUAUGUAUUUUAAUAUGUUUUAAAUGUAUUCUUAAACUGGACUAUUAGGUAAUCAGAAACAUUUAAUUGUGGCUUGUUAAAAAUUGUUAAUUGAAGAACCUUCAAUGAUCUGUACCUCUGGAGUGGUUGAGGUUGAAUUCCAGCUGCAGCUCUUGUUUCACUACUAUAGCAUCUGACAAGUUGCAAUACUUUUGAUUAGCAGUAAAUGCAGCCGUUCAGUAUAGAUUAUGGAGGUAUGCAGUACUUUGUUGAAAUUUUUUGUGGGAUGUUUGAUGUUUUGAGGAGAAAAGAAUUUUUGUCUAAUUCUUCUGAAUUUAGAUUCAAAGUUUAUGGAUUAUUUGUCCUCGAACACUGCAAGGCUUUUAAACGUAUCAGCGUUUGUUGUUUCUACCAUGAAGUCAUUCACAGGAAAUUACAAGGCAGCAGAUUGCUGCAUAUAAUUUGCCAAAACACGAAGAUCUGUGUUGAUAAAACUUGAGUAAAGACAGACAAAUUCUGCACGUUAGCAAUUCUCAGUCUUAUGGUGCACAUUGAGGAUCCUCAGCAAAUCUUAGUAAACUAAUCUGGACUAAGCUAAAGGAGAAGUAGGCAUCACAAACUGGUGAAAUAGAAUGAGACUGUGGGAUCCCUCUGUGCUGGUUAUUACUUGGUCAAGAAAACAGGUCAAUUUGCUUUUCCCUUGACUGGAUGUACAAAGUGAACAGCCAUUUGUAGAUGCUAAUUCCCAAUAGGCCUACAGUUCAUUCCACCGCCUUAUAUUGAGGUCAGUAUUGGAAACUCGCCAUGUAGUGAUCAUGUGCUCUUGCCCAACAUUAUUCUUGCAGUUUAAUGUACCACCAGGCGCAUGAGUUGCAGUUAACUAAUAUGAAAAUAUAUAGCUAGUGGUCGGCUUGGAUAUCUUUUAACUGCUUAAAACCAGAAUACACUGUUUUCCUCAUUUUUCAUUCAGGAGAGAGACAUCAUAGAGUUGUGAGGAACUUAAAAUCAGUUGUCAUUGAACAUGUCUGAUCAAUGUAGAGGAGCAAACAAUACAGCCAUUGAAUUAAGCCAGAGGAACUGGUGGUUAAACUACCUUGGUUCCUUUAGCUCAAGUGUUGCUUUUGAUCUUAUCUCCAAGACGUUCUAGUGCUGGAGGUAGUGUGGGGUAGAACGAUCAAUCUGAGCCUGUUGUUGGAGUUGAACAGAGAAAGUGCUGGAAAUGUUGAUGUCAAGCAGUAUCUGUGGAGAGACUUAAGACUGGUUGAUGACCUUCCAUCAAAACUGCUGUUGGAAUUAUAAACUAUGUGGACAGGCUGGACAAACAAAGUCUUGUAGAGUAUAUAAAAAAAAUUAAUAGUAUGGAAAUGGUCAGUCCUAAAGUUUAAACUAAAUUGUGAACAUAGAAUAAGGAAACAACAUAAAGCUAGUUAAAGGCAGGUUUGGAACUAGUCACAAAGUGCUUGAUCACACAAAGAGACUGACAUAUAGAAGAGAUUUUUAGAAACGGCAGUAGAGUUGAGAAUUGUCCCGGCAUUUAAGAAUUAAAUGCUGCAGUAGACAUUUGAGGGUGAUUCAGGAUGAAUGACCAAGAUGGAUCAAGUGGCCUUCCUCACCAGCAGUUAUUUUGUAAUUGGGUACCACCUUCUGGUUAAUGGACAAGUUUCAUUCAAACGGCACAGUGAAGUGCAAGAUUUUGUGAAAUUUUCAAUCUUGUGACACAGAUAUUCUGUGUCUUACAUGUGAUGGCCUAAUGUGCAAAUCUUGAUUAAUGCAAGUAAUCUUCCAAACAAGAUAAUGAAAGUUUCAUGAGCUCUCUAACAUGUGGGAAAGGGUGUGUAGGCAGUGGUCUUAAUAACAUCAUUACAUGUCAGCCUAGCUACAAUUUGUCCUCUGAUACUAACAGUACUGUGCACAUGCAAGUACCUUUGUGGAAUAUUGUGUUGCAAUGAACAAGUUUUCACAUUUGCUUGUGGACUUUAGAGGUGUUGACUUAAUGUAUCCUGAACUGCCUAAUAUGUUGUGAUGUCACAAUAUUGUGGCUUGGAAAUGAAUCCAAAUAUUUUCCCAAUGGAUUGGGUAGAUUUUGACAUUUUCACAUGCUAUUUCAUGUCAUUAUUCUAAAAGGCCUGAGAUCAAAGCAAAACUGAAAGAUGUGAAAAUUUAAAAUAAAACCAGCAUAUGAUGGAAAUUCAGUAUAGGUCUGUCAGCACCUGUAGUUCCCUUGUCAAUAAAUAGGUCAGGAUUAGGAAUAUUUUAGAUUUAUAGAGAUACAGCACAGAAACAUCUCUUCAGCCCACUAAAUCCGUGCUGACCACCUACCACCCACUUGCACUAAUUCUACAUUUAAUCCCAUUUGUUUUAUUGUCCCCACAUUCUCAUCAACCCCCAGAUUCUAUCACUCACCUGCACACCAGGAGCAAUUCACAGCAGCCAAUUUGCCUACCAACAUGCAAGGCUUGGGAUGUGGGAGGAAACCAGAGCACCUGGAGGAAACCCAUGUGGUCACAGGGAGAACGUGCAAAUGCCACGUAGGCAGUUCCCAAGGUCAGGAAUGAACAGAGCAAUGUUUUAUAUAAAGUUUCUUUUCUUGCCUUAUCCUUACCGGAAUCGGUAACUUUUCAUUUCUCUACAUUCUGUUAAUGGCAGUUGAAUGAAACAUAUCCAGUCUGCAUUGAAAACACUCAGUUAACCUGCUUUGAACAUUUAGGAUUCUUUGUGAUAUGGUAGGCUCUAACUAACUGGGGUUAAGCUGUACAAUCAAAUAAAUGUUAUGAAGUGAUUCAGAACCAUUCUUUACAUGAAGUAAAGAAUUUUGGAAGUUACUUCAUUGUUUUGAUUUAGUAAAUGGCACUUGAAUGACACAUACCAACUAUACAUUGCAAACAUAUCCAUCCUCAUUGAAGGAUAUUCAUGCUUAUCUUGCAGCUUCUUUGCAUUCUCCACACAGCUUACUUUCCUACCCAACUUUGUACCAUCAACCUAUUUGGAUGCAUAAGUGUGGUUUUGGUUCAGGAUCUCAUUCAAACUGUAAAUAGCUGUGGCUCAAGAACUGAUCUUUGUGAUAUCCCACCAGCUUUAGCAAGCCAAUCCAAAAAUGACUUAAUAUUGUUUCCCCACUCAAGCCACUAGCUCUGCACCCAUCUCUUUUUAAGCCCUUGGGUGUAGCCUAUUAAAUCAAGGGGCUUUGGCUAUUAAUUCCAUUAAUUUUUUGAAUAAGACUUUGGAGAGGAUGCAGGGGAGAGGUUUUGGAAUGGUAACAGGGAUGUGGAGAGCAGUGUAGCUUUAAUAAAAGGUGUUCAAAACUGUGCAGUUAGGUUUGUUCAUUGAUUAGUAGCAAUAUUUCAAGCAGUUCUUGAAAUUUGUGCAUUUUUAAACUUAUUUAAAUGGAAAAUUUCCCUCUAAGAUGGGAGUGUACACUCCAUGCCAGGCAAUCAAAAGCUUUACCUGUGUGAAUUUUAAAAUGAAUGGGAGACUCUAAGACAUUGUGCAUUGUAAGGUAUCCAUCUGGGCAAGAAAACAACUAUGAGAAUGUCAGUAAAGUGGGUGUAUGAUAUGUUUGGAGACAUUUAAAUUACAGUUACAGCUUUUUAUUUUUACAGGCUCUCUCUAGUAUGGAUAUUUUAAGUUCUAUAACAUAGGUUUGAAGGACGGGUGAGAACCAAACUCUCACUGCAGAGUACACAGCUCUUACUGGUGGCGUUGCUAGGGGAACCAUGAACUAACAACACACAAGAUGUUUAACAGAUAAAAUUGUAGUGUAUUAAAAAGGCAUGAAAUUUUGUGAAGGCCUUUGUUACCAAUAUGUUAUAUUAAUCAAAUUUGGUGACAACACUGGAAACAGCUGCACAGGAGAUGUUAGAACACCAAUGGCUCUGGUUUCCUGGAAGUGUGCUGCUUGGUUGUAGAUCCGAUCUGCCUACAUACUACACACUUCUGUGGACUGGCCCCAGUUUGUGGUGAGGUUGGGCCAAUUCAGAGUUUGGGAAUUGAGCCCUUACCCACUUUAGUGUUAGAAAUAGGUUUUGGAUUUGAACAAGUUUGCAGAUGGAUCCACUGCUCCUUUACUACAUUAAUUGUCCUGUAAUAAUUGUGCAGAUAUGAGAUGUAUACUGAGGACCUGUGAAGUUCUAUCUGAAAUCCUUUUACGUGAUCUUUUGGGCUGUUGAGGUCACUGCAGGUAGUGUGACUUUGUUUCAAAAGUUUGACAUUUUAUUGACAAGUCUCAUUUAUCCUGUAAUUUUCUGUUGCUCAAAUGCAGGUUAAUUGAUGUUUUAUCUUUAAACAGGAUUUCACUAAUGAGCACUGUGAUUGGCUGUAUUCAGGAUGUAAUAUUAGCACUGUGGUUGUACUUGGGAUGUCAUGGUAACAUAAGCACUAAACAUCUUUAUUUUUGCAUCCAUUGAAUUUUAUGUUUUUAAAAUAAAAACAAAUCUGCUAUAUGAACUG